This is a messenger RNA of Strongyloides ratti, 1251 nucleotides long. RefSeq lists its product as hypothetical. Lineage: Eukaryota; Metazoa; Nematoda; Chromadorea; Rhabditida; Strongyloididae. The transcript has a single exon. The record is from RefSeq and is a predicted model, not a curated record. Bases 1 to 1251 code for a protein of 416 amino acids.
AUGAACUUUCUAAAAAAUCUGGGUAAUAUACUUCCAUCAAUGAAGAACAAUAAAAAUAAGAAGAAAUUAACAGAAAAAGAUUUUAGUGUUUUUACAAAAGCAAUAUAUGAAGAAAGAAAACGUCGUAAAAAAAGAUAUCAAGAAGAGGAAAGGAGAAAAAUUAGACAUGGAAAACAUCAAAAAUCUAAAAGACGUUUUAACAAAGAUAAAGGACCAGCAAAAAAUUCUUAUGUUCCUAGUAAUUUAGAAAGUAAAGAUAAUUUAGCAUCUCCAUUUCUAAAUCCACCAAAUGCACUUCUUCAACUUUGUAAAGAAAAAGUUUUAGAAACAAAAGUAGAUAAUGCAUGUACAAAAAAUAUCCCUGAAAAUGAUACUUCUAGUGUUAAUAAGGUUAACAAUAAUAGCUUAAGAGAAAAAAAACAUUAUAUACCAUCUAAUGAUAAAAUUGUAUCACAAUAUUGUAACGUUGCUCUUACAAAAUCUUCAAAUGUUAAUGUAGCAGUUCAUGAAACAUAUCGUAACAAUAAACCAUUAGUGUGUAAUGAUCCAAAAAAAAGCAAUAAAAAACCUAAUGAAUUACCAAAAGAAAAAAAUUUAAAAUUACCUCCAAAAUUAUUAUCCAAUGAUACAAAUAAAAAAAAGAAAAAUUUUGAUAGUCUUGGUGCAACUAAUACUGCUCCUACUUGCAAAACGAUAGAUAUAGUUCAUCCAUAUGCUAUUUUAAAUGUUAAGAAUGAUGUUUUCAAUAGUAAACUGACAUAUUUACACAAAGAAAAUAAUAAUAAUAACUGGAAUGUUUAUGAUAUUAAUGGUAUACCAUUUUGGGCACCAAAAUUAGAAAAUGAUGAUGACAAUACAGAUGACACAACACCAGAUUCAAUUCCUUUAGAUUCUUCAUCAUUAAUAGAUAUUGAACAAGGAAAGUUAGAAUUACCUGAAUGUAUAGAAGAACCACAAGACUUGAAUCCAUUUCAACCAUUAAGAGUAAUGAUAAAUAGAAAUUCUAAAUAUUUUGAAAAUAAACUUCUUUGUCUUAUAACAUUACGUUCAAUGGCUGCACUUCAUUUAAAAGAUAUGCCAAGUAAAACAGAUACAUCUACACUUCAAAGUAUAAGAUCUCCUAAUGUUGUUAUAACAGAUAAUCGUGAAUGUGUCUCCUAUUCAAAGUGGGUUCCAAAAUCUACUUUUAAAUGUAAAUAUACUGGUGAAAUUUGGCCUGUUAAACAUGUAAGUAAUGAAGAAAAAAAUUAA